Corythoichthys intestinalis (scribbled pipefish) is the source of this 6695-nucleotide messenger RNA. RefSeq names its product IQ motif containing GTPase activating protein 1 (gene iqgap1). Gene Ontology annotation, molecular function: GTPase activator activity; calmodulin binding; actin filament binding. Gene Ontology annotation, cellular component: nucleus; cell cortex. Gene Ontology annotation, biological process: epidermal growth factor receptor signaling pathway; positive regulation of protein kinase activity; mitotic actomyosin contractile ring assembly actin filament organization. The record is from RefSeq and is a predicted model, not a curated record. Bases 249 to 5207 code for a protein of 1652 amino acids. The transcript is spliced from 37 exons. NCBI's taxonomy places the organism in Eukaryota, Metazoa, Chordata, Actinopteri, Syngnathiformes, Syngnathidae.
AAGUCCGUUUCCUGAAACGCAUACUUUUGGAUUAGGAAGAACACACCCAGUGACACAAGGGAGGUUUGAAGGGGGAAAAAAAGUUUCAACUGUAAGUGUGCAGCGGAGGAACAAGAGGGCCGACAGGUCCUUGUGGGUUUUCUUUCGCUUAACGCGGUUUUUGGACUCCGGGCUUUGGUGGCUUUUAAGUCAAGCUGAGUUUGAAGUGGAGCUCGGAGUAAAGAAGGUGGACAGUUGUCAAGACGAGGAUGUCAACUUCAGAAGAGACGGACGGACUGCGGCCAAGAUAUGGCUCUGUCCUGGAUGGCGUCGAGCGACUCACGGCAGAGGAGAUGGAUGAGAGGCGGCAGCAGAACAUGGCCUAUGAGUAUCUGUGUCAUCUUGAAGAGGCCAAAAGAUGGAUGGAGGCCUGUUUGGAUGAAGAGUUGCCUCCUACUACAGAACUAGAGGAGGGCCUGCGGAAUGGUGUGUAUCUUGCCAAACUCGGCAACUUCUUUGCUCCACGCACCGUCUCCCUUAAGAAGAUCUAUGACCGCGAGCAGACGCGUUACAAGGCGACAGGACUCCAUUUCAGACACACUGAUAACGUAAUCCAGUGGCUCAAUGCCAUGUCUGAGAAGGGGCUGCCAAAGAUCUUCUACCCUGAGACUACAGACAUAUAUGACAGAAAGAACAUGCCACGCUGCAUUUACUGCAUACAUGCACUAAGCCUGUACCUGUUUAAGCUGGGCCUCGCCCCACAGAUUCAGGAUCUCUAUGGGAAAGUAGAUUUUACUGAGGAAGAGAUCAACAACAUGAAGAGUGAGCUGGAAAAGUAUGGGAUCCAGAUGCCUGCCUUCAGCAAGAUUGGCGGCAUUUUGGCCAAUGAGCUCUCAGUGGAUGAAGCUGCAUUGCACGCUGCUGUGAUUGCUAUCAACGAGGCUAUCGACCAGGGUGUCCCGGAGGGCACAAUGGCGGCAAUGCAAAACCCCAAUGCCAUGUUGGUCAACCUCGACCCCAACUCUGCACAGCAAUACCAAAACACAUUAUACCAGGCCAAAGGAGCGAAGGUGGCCAACUCACGGAAACGGCAAAUGGAAAAUGUUGCCGCUGAGAGAGAUAUUUAUGAUGAGCUCCUCACUCAAGCUGAAAUCCAGGGCAAUGUUAACAAAGUCAAUGUGAAUAAGGCCUUAAGUGCUGCUGAACAAGCAUUGCUUGGCGGGGAUGCGGAUAAGUUAUACGAGGCAUUGAAGGCCAUGGGCAUUCAGAACCUGCUGGCCCAGAACAAAGGCUGGUACCUGAAACAACUCCAGGCCGACAGAGAGAACAAAGAACUAGCAUCGCCAGGCCUAGCACUGACUAAGGAUGAGCUGCAGGCUGGUGUGGACGUGGCAAAUGACUUAGCAGAAAGCUACUUAAAAAUGUUGAAGGCAGUGGAGCGUAUCAACUUUGCCAUUAGGGAAGGAGAAGCAGAGAACACUGUUAAAGAGCUGAUGAACCCUGACGCUCAGCUUCCUGAAGUCUAUCCCAGUGCUGCAAAUCUUUAUCAGCGAGAGCUGGCCAGCUUGCACCAGCAAAGUCCAGAGUGCUCCCUAUCACAUUCAGAGCUUCUUGUGGCAGUUGAGAUGCUGUCAUCAGUAGUUCUGAUAAACGAAGCAAUUGACGUUGGGGAUCGAGACACCCUCUGGAAACAACUGUCUAGCUCCAUCACAGGACUUGGUAACGUGGAGCCUGAAUAUGCACAAAGAUACAUGGAUGAGUUGAUUCGCCUUAAGGCUGCAGCAAGGGAGGAGGGCUGUGAUUAUCUCACGUGGAAUGACAUACAGGCCUGUAUUGAUCAGGUCAAUAUGUCUGUACAGGAGGAGCAUGAACGUAUUGCAGCUAUUGGACUGAUCAAUGAAGCCUUGGAUGAAGGGGAUCCCAUGAAGACCCUGGCCGCGCUACAGAACCCGUCAGCCAAGCUUACAGAUGUAGACCCAUUUGUGGCUCAGCACUACCAUGACAAACUGCUGGAAGCCCGCAGGGAGAAGGCUCAUGAGACGCAAGAUCCUUCUGCUGUGCUUUGGCUGGAUGAGAUCCAGGAUGCUAUUCUAAAGGCUAACCAGGACACAAAGGACGCUUUGUUGUUCUCUCAGAGUAUCCAUGCCAUCAACGAGGCGGUGGAUAAUGGUGAUGCAGCUCAGACGGUCACAGCGCUACGUAACCCUGGUGCAGGACUUUAUGGAGUCACCUCUGAAUGUGCUCAGACCUACCAAGAUGACUUGGCCAAAGCUAAAGAAGAGAAAAAGAAAGAUGGUGAUAACAGCAGUGAGUGGGUACAACACUGGGUGAAGGGUGGACACAACUACUACUACAACCUGAAUACAAAAGAGGGUACCUGGGUGGAACCAGAAGGGUUCAUACCUAACCACACACAGUUAAACAAGGAGGACAUUCAGUCUGUAGUCUCAGGGGUAACCACAGCUUACAAUAGAGAGCAGCUGUGGUUGGCAAACGAAACGCUCAUUACCAAGCUGCAAGCUCGUUGCCGUGGAUACCUGGUAAGGAAAGGCCUAAAGGAGCGGAUGAACUUCCUAAAAUCACAAGAUCCAGCUGUUACAAAAAUACAGGCUCACUGGAAAGGCUACAAACAGAGGAAGGAAUUCCAGGAGCGUAAAAAGUAUCUAGAAGAUCACAGUGACGAUGCUGUAAAGAUCCAAUCAAUGGUUCGAAUGCAUCAAGCUCGCAAGAAGUACAGAGAUCGCCUGAAGUACUUCAAAGAUCAUAUCAAAGAUGUGGUGAAGAUUCAGGCUUUCAUCAGAGCAAACAAGGCUCGGGAUGACUACAAGACGCUGAUUAAUGCUGAAAAUCCACCUAUGGCGGUGUUGAGGAAGUUUGUCCAUCUGCUGGAUCACAGUGACCAGGACUUCCAAGAAGAGUUAGAACUGAUGCGCCUCCGUGAGGAAGUGAUCACCAAUAUCCGCUCCAAUCAGCAGCUGGAGAAUGACCUGAACCUGAUGGAUAUCAAGAUUGGUCUGCUGGUGAAGAACAAAAUCACCCUGCAGGAGGUGGUUUCACACAGUAAGAAGUUGACCAAGAAAAACAAGGGUCAGCUUUCAGACAUGAUGAUGAUGAACAAACACAGAGGUGGUCUAAAGGCCCUAAGCAAGGAGAAGAGAAUCAAACUAGAAGCUUACCAGAACCUCUUCUACCUUUUACAGACCAAUCCCACAUAUCUCGCCAAGUUGAUCUUCCAGAUGCCUCAGAAUAAAUCAACAAAAUUUAUGGAUUCUGUAAUCUUCACCCUAUAUAAUUAUGCCUCAAACCAGAGAGAGGAGUACCUGUUGCUUAAGCUGUUUAAGACUGCCCUGCAGGAGGAAAUCAAGUCAAAAGUUGACCAGAUGAAGGAGAUUGUCACAGGAAAUCCGACUGUCAUAAAAAUGGUAGUAAGUUUUCACCGAGGUGCGAGGGGCCAGAAUGCACUGAGACAGAUCUUGGCACCAGUUGUGAAGGAGAUCAUGGAUGACAAAACGCUUAACAUCAAGACCGACCCCGUGGACAUCUAUAAGAGCUGGGUCAACCAGAUGGAAAUGCAAACCGGAGAGGCCAGUAAGCUGCCAUACGAUGUAACCCCUGAGCAGGCAAUGUCCCAUGAAGAAGUUCGGAAUAGACUGGAAGCCUCUAUCAAGAGCAUGAAGGCAGUCACUGACAAGUUCCUUUCUGCCAUAAUUGUCUCUGUGGAUAAAAUUCCCUACGGGAUGCGUUUUAUCUCCAAAGUCCUUAAAGACACCCUCCAUGAGAAAUUUCCAGAUGCGACAGAGGACGAACUGCUUAAGAUCGUGGGGAACCUUUUGUAUUACCGUUACAUGAACCCGGCAAUUGUUGCGCCAGAUGCCUUUGACAUCAUUGAGAUGUCAGCAGGUGGUCAGCUAACUACUGAGCAGCGCCGAAACUUGGGCUCUGUAGCAAAGAUGCUGCAGCAUGCUGCCUCCAACAAGAUGUUUCUCGGGGAUAACGCUCACCUAAAUCCCAUCAAUGAAUAUCUCAGCAACUCUUAUCAAAAGUUCAGGCGAUAUUUUUUGACAGCAUGUGACGUUCCCUCACUUGAAGAUAAAUUUAAUGUGGAUCAGUACUCUGAUUUGGUCACUGUCACCAAACCUGUCAUUUACAUCUCUAUUGGAGAAAUGAUAAACACACACACACUUCUUCUGGAUCAUCAGGAUGCCAUUGCCCCAGAACACAAUGAUCCCAUACAUGAGCUGCUGGAGGACCUGGGAGAGGUUCCGACUGUAGAGGCUCUCAUUGGUGAAAAUCCUCUCCAACCUGGUGACCCCAACAAGGAGCUAAUGGGCAAGACUGAGGUUUCACUUACACUGACGAAUAAAUUUGAUGUCCCUGGUGAGGCAAAUAGUGAAGUGGAUGCCAAGACCCUUCUACUCAACACCAAGAGGCUGAUUGUGGAUGUGAUCCGGUUCCAGCCUGGGGAUACUCUGACUGAGAUACUUGACACAACAGCCAGUCCAAACCAGGAAGCAGAAUAUCAACGAGCGAUGCAGAGGAGGGCCAUACGUGAUGCUAAGACGCCGGAGAAGAUAAAGCAGGUCAAACCUGUGGUGGAUGACAGCUUAACAUUACAAGGGAAAAAGGAAAAGAUCAGGACAAACUUGCAGCGAUUAGCAGAGCUUGGCAAAGUUAAUCCAGAGAACCGCUAUCAGGACCUCAUCAAUGACAUAGCCAAGGACAUCCGGAAUCAAAGACGUUAUCGCCAACGCAGAAAAGCCGAACUCGUAAAACUCCAGCAAACCAACACGGCGCUGAAUUCAAAGACCAAGUUUUACAAUGUGCAAAUUGAUUCAUACAAUCAGUAUAUAAAAACGUGCAUGGACAACUUGGCCUGCAAGGGAAAGCUGUCAAAGCCUGGUGCCAACAAGGCCAAGAAGAGUAAACAAGUCUCACAGAAAUACACCGCCUCACGUCUACAUGAGAAGGGAGUACUGAUUUCAAUAGAAGAUCUGCAACCCAACCAGUUCAAGAAUGUUAUUUUUGAAAUUUCUCCAGCUGAGACUGUUGGAGUGUUUGAAGUGAAGGCCAAGUUAAUGGGGGUCCACUUGGAGACAUUACAACUAGAAUAUCAGGAUCUCCUCCAACUGCAGUACGAAGGUGUGGCAGUGAUGAAGCUUUUCGACAGGGCGACAAUCAAUGUCAAUCUGCUUAUUUUCUUGCUCAACAAGAAAUUUUAUGGGAAAUAGGGAUACAUUCUUAAGAAGGCAACAGACUGAUUAGACCACAAAAAGGCAUGCUGAAAGUCUCGACGAAAACAAUUAUGGUUGUUAAAGUUUCCCCGAUGCACUUUUCCUAAGUGCCUUUGCAAAUAUAUUUUACAUAACCAUACGUCUGGUUUGUAAUUGAACACUCCCUUUGUGGCAAUCCUGCCAACACAACCCAAAUAUUUGCUCACGUCUUUAAUGUGAUUGUAGGCAUGGCAAAUGUUAGAGUUGUAUUAUUUUUUUCUUUAGAUAUUAUGAAUAUCUUGCGCACACAGGCUGAUCACUUAUAAAAUCGAUUUUUUUUUUUCAUGUAAAGAGAUUGUGUUUUUAUUUGCCGUUUGUUGAUUUGAUGACUUGACUGAGGAAUAGCUUGAUAAGCAUCUCUUCGCCAAUGCCUUGAGUGCUUACAAUUUUUUCAGCAGCCGGGCUUUGGAAGAAACCUAAUCCUGGACUUCUAACUGGGUAUUUGUAUGUUUUGUAUUGCUUUUUUAAAAAAUAUAUUCAAAAGAAACCCAAGAGAGUAAAACAAUGUAUUUGUAUGUUUUUAAGUAUGGACAAACAUUCAUAGAUUUGGAUUUGAUUCAGCUCACUCACCCUUUAUUGACAAAUAUUUUUAUUACAAUAUAAAGUCACAUUUCACGAGAUGGAACUUUGGCCAUUGCCUUCCCGCUCAAUAAAUUCUUCUUAAAUGCAUGAUCUUAGAAGUAAAUUUAUACCAAUAGCUACAAAAAAAAAAAAAAAAAAAACAGUUAAAUGCAGCUGAAAGUGAAAAUUAAAGAUUUGAAGAAGACACCUGUUGUUUGAUGUUGUCAGGGCAACUGCAUUCCCUUCCUGUUUUCAGCCUGAAAACAUGUUCUGGUUCAUCAUUGCUCAACAUUCCUGUGUUUCCUUGUAUUAUUUGUCUUUUUCACAUUUGAUUUAAUUAAAUUAAUAAUCUCAUGUUUAUUUGUAUCAUGUUACAAAAGUUUGCAAAAAAUGCUUAUCUGUACAAUAUAAAGUAGAAUGCAAAGAUGUCAACUGGAGACACAUUUUCUAAUUUAUGAUAGUUUUGUUUACAAUGUACGUUUGCCUAUAUUUAUAUUUUACUUUUGAACCAUUCAGCAUUGCGCUGUUACUAAUGUUUGGAAAGCUAAUGUUGAUAUUGGAACAUGAGCUGGGGAAUCUGCAGUAUUGAAUCCAGUAGAUGGCACUCAGCAUUGCGCUGUUACUAAUGUUUGGAAAGCUAAUGUUGAUAUUGGAACAUGAGCUGGGGAAUCUGCAGUAUUGAAUCCAGUAGAUGGCACUCUACAAUGUGGUUUUUAAAGUGAGGGAUCCAAAUUCUUUUCAUUCCACUUUUUUCCUCUCAAACAACAAUAUGUCAGUUGUUAGUGUUAUGUAAUGGAGUCCCGAUGAGCUGCGGAUGCUCUGGGUCAUACUUUCAUCAUAUUUAAUGUGUCCUUGCUUUAGAAUAAAGCUUGUAAUUAUGCAACA